Drosophila serrata is the source of this 1768-nucleotide messenger RNA. RefSeq names its product protein I'm not dead yet 2. Gene Ontology annotation, molecular function: citrate transmembrane transporter activity; succinate transmembrane transporter activity. Gene Ontology annotation, cellular component: plasma membrane. Lineage: Eukaryota; Metazoa; Arthropoda; Insecta; Diptera; Drosophilidae. The record is from RefSeq and is a predicted model, not a curated record. Gene Ontology annotation, biological process: succinate transport; transmembrane transport; citrate transport.
GUUUUAAUAACGACAAGUGAGCUUUGCAUAUUCAUUUAUUCACAUCAUAUAUUCAUAGAAGUCAAACAAAAUGGAAGAGGAAAACAAAAUUGGAGGGGGCCAGGCGAUAAAGCGAUGUUGUAGUUUCCAUUGGAGGGGUAAGGCGACCAUUCUCAUACCUCUUUUUCUAUUGCCUGUACUAAUAUAUGGAUAUCAUGACAACAAUCCGGCCUACAAGUGCAUGUUCCUUGUGAUGGUUAUGGCACUGUAUUGGAUCACCGAGGCUAUACCCCUUUAUGUUACUGCUCUGUUUCCGGUGGUUUUUCUGCCAAUAUUUGGUAUUUUGCCCUCGGAGACCGUUUGCCCCUUUUACUUCAGUGACACUGUGGUUAUGUUUCUGGGUGGCCUACUGAUCGCUUUGGCCAUCGAAUACAGCAAUCUUAAUCAGAGAAUCGCUCUGGUGACUAUUCUAAUAGUGGGCUGUAGUCCAAGGCGUCUUCACUUUGGCUUGGUCAUAGUGACUUGCUUUAUAUCUAUGUGGAUCUCGAAUUCGGCGGCUACGGCCAUGAUGUGUCCUAUAGUUAAAGCAGUUCUUCUCGAAAUGGAAGCGCAAAAUGUGUUUACCAUUUAUAAAACCCAGGAAGAAGAGCCAAUGGAGGAAGGAAGUUCUCCACACCCAUCGACCAUUGCAAUGUCCUUUUAUUUUGGAAUCGCAUAUGCCUCUUCGAUUGGAGGCUGUGGGACCUUGAUAGGAACAGGAACAAACCUUACCUUCAAGGGAUUGUAUGAUACGAGGUUCCCAAAUUCUGUUGAGACACUGGACUUUCCGAUAUUCAUGGCUUAUGGCACACCCUUUGCGAUCGUGAUCAUCCUUUUAACCUAUAUUUCACUGCAAAUCACCCAUAUGGGUCUGUUUCGGCCGAAGAGCCAGGUGGGAAUGGAGAUCAAGAGGGGUGCCGAGAAUAAGGAUGUCGUCAAGGCUGUGAUAAAGGAGCGAAAAGCCGAACUUGGUCCCAUGACCUGUCACGAGAUCCAGGUGACCUUAGUGUUCAUAUUGAUGAUUAUCCUGCUAUUCACGCGAAAUCCGGGCUUCAUUAAGGGCUGGGGUGACUUCCUGAAUGCAAAGAAAAUUAAGAGUGGACCACCGGUAUUUUUUUCAGUGCUUUUGCUCUUCGCCCUACCAACUCAGUACACCUUCUUCAAGUACUGCUGCGGCAAGGCUCCCUUUCCCGGGCAGACGUUGGAUUCCUGUCUCUCUUGGGUCUAUUGCCUCAAGAAUACGCCUUUCGGUCUUUGCUUUCUUUUGGGUGGAGGAUUUGCCUUGGCCGAGGGCAGCCGGGUAAGUGGAAUGGCCAAAAUGCUGGGAGACUCGCUGUCUUUUGCCUCAAAAAUGAACGAAGUACUGGUAGUGGGAAUGUGCGUUUUGAUCUCUUUGAUCUGCACAGCCUUUGCCUCUAACGUGGCCAUUUGCAAUAUUCUCAUACCGAUCUUUUUCGAAAUGGCCUUGGCCAUCAAAGUGCAUCCCUUGAAAUUGACAUUCCCGUCAGCUUUGGCCCUCAGUUUGGCCUUCCAUCUGCCAGUGAGCACUCCACCGAAUGCAAUCAUAGCCGGUUAUUCGGGAAUGAAGACAAAAUAUAUGGCUUUAGCUGGAAUUUUGCCAACCUUUUGGUCCUUUUGGUGUUUGAUAUUCACCGGAAGCGUCUGGACAAAAAUUAUUUAUCCGGGUACCAAGAAUUUUCCCAAAUGGGCCAAUUGAACAAAUAAAUAUAUAUAGAAGUGUAUAAUAAUA